This is a messenger RNA of Temnothorax curvispinosus, 1705 nucleotides long. RefSeq names its product post-GPI attachment to proteins factor 3 (gene PGAP3). The record is from RefSeq and is a predicted model, not a curated record. Gene Ontology annotation, cellular component: endoplasmic reticulum membrane. Gene Ontology annotation, biological process: GPI anchor biosynthetic process. The transcript is spliced from 7 exons. The coding region runs from base 265 to 1242 and encodes 325 amino acids. Gene Ontology annotation, molecular function: hydrolase activity, acting on ester bonds. NCBI's taxonomy places the organism in Eukaryota, Metazoa, Arthropoda, Insecta, Hymenoptera, Formicidae.
ACAGAGUAAACAGACCCGGAGACCCCCUGCCCCUGUCGCCCGUCACUCUCAUCAGUGAUCUUGAGUGACCUGACCAGUGUCAACUGGUGUCAACUGUCAACAGUGUCACGUGUGAUCAGUCGCCGUCGGCUGAGUCGGCUCACUCGGCAUUCGGCCGUCGCCUAGUCGCCGGUCCGACCGGUUGUUGUACGUUUUGACAUCGCGCUUGACACCGCGCUGUCAACAACAGCUAGGGUACGUUGCUGACAGUUGACAGUAGUCGACAUGUCAAAGUCGGCCUGGACUCUUUUGUUGAUGAUUCUUCAAGCUUGUCUCGUUGGAAAUACGUUUGGUUCGAUAGGUGACAAGUCGCAGGUAUACAAGCAAUGUCUAGCGCUGUGUCGCACUAGCAACUGCAAAGAUGAAACAGAUUUCAAGGAAGAACCUUCCUUAUCGUUAAUCUUGUUACGCUGGUCUUGCGAGGAAGAUUGUAGUUAUAUUUGCAUAUGGAGGACCGUUGAUUACUUCGUAUCUCAUGGUUUAAAGAUACCACAGUUUCAUGGAAAAUGGCCAUUCAUCCGCCUAUUUGGAUGUCAGGAGCCUGCUUCGGUUUUAUUCUCCAUACUCAAUUUUUAUGCACAUUGGAUAAUGUAUCGAAAAUUUAAAACAAGGAUUGAUCGAUCUAAUCCUAUGUUCUACGCUUGGACGUAUUUCAGUAUUAUAUGCCUAAAUGGGUGGUUUUGGUCAACCGUAUUCCAUUCGCGGGAUUGGCCAUUUACAGAAGCUAUGGAUUAUUCUUGUGCGUUUAGUAUGGUACUUACACUCUUGUACUGUAUGCUUUUAAGGAUAACGAAUAAAAGGAAUAAAGCUUGUGUUAUAAUAACUUGCGGAUAUGUGAGCAUUUUGUGCACACAUUUGUCACAUUUAUGGUCAGGCAGAAUUAAUUAUGGUUAUAAUAUGAUGCUUAAUGUAACGAUAGGAUUAACGACUGUCGCGAUAACGAUGCUGUGGUGGUAUUUUAACCGUACCAAGUUGCCUUACGUAUACUUAGUCGCUUGGUUCAAUAUGUUGACUAUUCUCGUGACUGUGCUCGAGUUGGCAGACUUUCCUCCUAUUUUUUGGAUAUUUGAUGCUCAUUCCUUGUGGCACGCCAGUACAGUUCCUUUAACGAUAUUAUUAUAUAGGUUUAUGAUCGCAGAUUGCCGUUACCUGAAAAGAUAUUACGACAAAUCAUUUCUAGAUAUUGAUCAUCAUAGGCAUUAAUUCCUUUUUUUUUUCAUAAUGCAUAACGAUAAUCUAUGUCUGGGCCUUGGUAAAUAUUCGGGGUAAGACAAAGAAUACAAAUAUUAAUUUGAAUUUUAAUGUAGGAUAUAUUUUAAAAUUCGUAAAUCAAAAUAUUAUAGCAGAAAAAUUCUUACAAAACUAAGUGGAAAUUUUAAUUUAAAAUACAGAAUAAAAAAUCGCAGACUUUUAUUACUUAGUUUGUCAAGUAUAUUUCUGCUAUAUUUUACUGUUUAAUUUUUUUUCACACGAGUGCACGUAUCUGUAAAAUCGUUGCAACACAUUUUUACUUUGUAAUACAAAGGUUUUGUUGAAGAAAUACAAAAAAUACUCUUGGCUAAUAUAUUUUAGAAUAAUAAAAUUUUAUUUCGUUAUUAAUAAAAUGCAAAUAUGUCGAAUCUAUUAGUUACGGACGAAUAUAAAAUUUGUCGCAUGUAACAUUACU